AUGGCGCCGCCUGGACAACUCCCUCGCGUCCGCUCGGCGGAGGCGUCAAUCGAGAAGGGCCGCGCAGCCUACGCGGACCAGCGCUUCCGCGUCGCACUCGAGCACUUCACCCUCGUCGCCGGGAACUGCCCAUGUUCGUCACCCUCGGGAGGAGGGCCCGCCGCCUCCUCUGGUGGAGGCCCAGGAAACGGCAACGGCAACAGUCCCGCGCAGCAGCGCCGCCGGCGAGAAAGGUGUACGUGCCGCGACUUUGCUGAAGCGGCGGCCCGGCACCGCCGCGAGAGGGGCAGCGUCUACGCGGAGGCCACCAAGGAGUGCAAGUGCGGCGCAGAGAAGACGUGGGGCCGGUGCCACCGCGAGGGCCACGUCCAGGCGCUCGACUACCGGGCUGCGUGCUUUGAGAAGAUGGGAAAGCUGGAUAUGGCGCGCAGGGAUGCGGAGUGGCUGUUAGAAAUUGCGCCGCGGCGUUUGGAGGGGUACAUGAGGCUGGGGAAGAUAUACAAGUUGGAGAAGAAACACGAGAUGGCGUGGGCUGCGUGGAGUGCCGGUAUCGAGGUUGGACAAAGGGAAGGCCUCACCAGAACUACCAAGUAUGAGCAACUUCGCAAGAUUCGCGAACCACUACACAAACACUUUUGUCGGAGAGACCCUAUGGAAUUACCAAUCGAGUUGAUUGAAAAGAUCUUUUCCUACUUUGAUUUUCACGAGUUAUGCCGAAUAUCGGGAGUCUGUAAACGAUGGGACCAGUUCCUUGACACCCACCCCUACAUCUGGAGACAAGUCCAUUUUCCUUCACUCAACUCGCAAAAGCCACCAAGAGUCUCCUUCCUCAAGACGUUACGGAAGCGGACCGGCGGCGGCGCCCGCAGCCUCAUCAUCCCCAACGCCCACGCCUUCCAGCUCAACGAGUCAAAAUGGCUGUCGCUCAUCCAGACGACGAAUCCGCGCAUGACCACGCGGCUCGAGAUCGGUGCCAUCAAGCGGAACCCUGAAGACGGCGACUGGGGCUACAAGCUGCCUCCUAAGCCGCUGUUCUUCGAAGGGCUCACGCACCUGGGCUUCAGCUUCCGUGUCGACAAACCGAAUUACCAAAGCAGCGGCGGCGCCCAGCCCUUUGUGAGGCAGUUUGUCGAACGUGCCCGGGAGAAUAUCGAGAGGAUAUCGCUCUUCAGCAUGCACCUAAAUGACCUAGGCUGGCCAGAGCUGCCCCGGCUCAAGGUUCUUCAGUUAACCGGUCCGCUGAGCUCGACACUAAACCAGCUGACCCCUGAGCGCCGAAUUGACCCCUUCGCCCUCGCCCGCUCAACACCAAAACUAGAGCAAAUACACCUGGACAACUUUGGCGUCUUUACCGGCCUAGAUUCACUCACCCCGCCAGAAGACUGCUGGUCCCUCUGGCCGGGCCUCCAGGUAAUCAAGCUCGGCAAAGCCUGCGGCGCCCUCUCCAUGGGCGACAAACGCCACUUUCCGCCGCUACACCCCUCCUCCUUCCGCGUCCUCGACGCCCGCGCAGCCCUCCAGUCCAACCACGGCGACUGGCUGCCUCAGCAGCUGCCCCUCGACUACUCGGGCUACGAGGCCGCCGAGUCCCUCGUCACCUACCCCAACCUCGAGCGCUUCUGGAUGCCGAAACUGCCGCUGAGCGUCGACCUCGCCACCGAACCGGGCCAGUUCUUCCCCGGCGCGCUCGACUGGUUACGCGGCAGCGCCUCCGUCCGCACAUUUGGCUUCUUCAAUUUCGAUUUCGAGUCGCACGAGAACCUGACGCGGGACCCGGCGCAGAGGGGCCUCGGCAUCGACUCGGUCGAUCUCCUCUUUGGGUUCCUCCAGUCGUUUCCGAACCUCGAGGUCCUCGAGCUGCACUCGGACCUGUGCGACCCGCUGCGCCUGGGGGCCAUCAUCGAACGCGUCGCCAUACUCGGCAGGCUGAAGAAGGUGUACCAGCGCGCGCUGACGGGUGUGGCGAUGGACCAGCUGAGGACGUUUUGCGGCGCUCACGGGGUUGAGGUCGUAUAUGGUGGCUGGGAAGCCGAGUUCCCCGUGCCGCUGGAACCCUUGGCUCCCGUGGAAGCCGAGAUUAGUGAGUGA
Colletotrichum godetiae is the source of this 2088-nucleotide messenger RNA. RefSeq names its product F-box domain-containing protein. Lineage: Eukaryota; Fungi; Ascomycota; Sordariomycetes; Glomerellales; Glomerellaceae. The coding region runs from base 1 to 2088 and encodes 695 amino acids. The transcript is spliced from 7 exons. The record is from RefSeq and is a predicted model, not a curated record. Gene Ontology annotation, molecular function: protein binding.